CGCAUUUUUCGUUACUCCUCUAACCUUAAGGGGGCUUUUUAGCUUUUGGUUAGCUAUCCGUUUCUGGAAAACAUCUGAAUCAUUUUAUAACCAAAGCCAGCUGCGGCACAAGUCUAUGCGUGCGUGAGUGUGAGUGUGCGUGUAUGUGUGUAUUCGUUUGUAUGAGGAAGAGGGAGAGAGUGUGAGAGUAUCUGUUCGCUUUGCUCUCCAAAAAGGAAAGAAAGCAAGGGGAGAAAAAAACGCUUGGACGUCUUUUUCCUCCCGAAACUUUUUUUUUAGGAAUGAACGCCGAGACGUGCGUUUCAUACUGCGAAAUGACAUCCAUGGAUUCAUAUUAUAGCCCAUCUGCACCGCAAGGUAGGGAUCACCAGGCGAACCCUUUCAGGACAUUCCAGGCGAGUGACACCAAAUACAGCCCCGCUUUCCUGACCAACAAAGGUCAGGCGUACGGGGAAAAAUCUGGGAGCCCGUUCCAGCAGGAAUGCCAGUCAUUGGAUGCCACUGCUGGGGAAGGCACCUUUAACAAAUACCACCUCUUCAUGCAAAGGUCCUCCUGCAAAACUCCCCCAGACAGCAGCAAACUCCAGCAGGAAAGCGGACACAACGGAGGGCUCAUCGCGUGUUAUGGUAAAGACACCACAGGGCUGACAGAUUCUGAGUUGCCCCAAAACAGUGAUCCAGCAGGGAUGGAUGGCAGCUACCUCAGCGUAAAGGAGUCAGGAGUGAAAAGCCCUCAACAGCCAAACUCAGAGUUGGCUUCUCCGUUGGACAAGGCCGAGGGAGAGAGCAACAAGGGCAAGAAAAGACGCAACCGUACCACCUUCACAAGCUAUCAGCUAGAGGAGCUGGAGAAAGUCUUUCAGAAAACACACUAUCCCGACGUCUACGCACGGGAACAACUCGCACUGAGGACUGACCUGACAGAAGCCCGAGUACAGGUGUGGUUCCAAAACCGCAGAGCCAAGUGGCGGAAGAGAGAGCGCUUCGGACAAAUGCAGCAGGUCCGGACACAUUUUUCCACGGCCUAUGAACUGCCCCUUCUCACUCGGCCUGAGAACUACGCUCAGAUACAGAACCCUUCUUGGAUAGGCAGCAGCAGCGCGGCAUCCCCGGUGCCCGGCUGCGUUGUACCCUGCGACUCGGUCACUUCCUGCAUGCCACCUCAUCCACAUGCUGCUAGCGGAGUGUCUGACUUCUUAGGCGUGCCCAGUCCUGGAGGUCACAUGGGACAGACACACAUGGGCAGCUUGUUUGGAAGUCCAGGCAUGAGCACUGGCAUUAAUGGGUACGAUCUAAACAUGGACCCCGACCGGAAAUCCUCCAGCAUCGCGACGCUGCGAAUGAAAGCUAAAGAACACAGCGCAGCCAUCUCUUGGGCUACAUGACUCCCCAGUGAUUAGGACACUAUCUCUGAAGUCCCUCAACAAAUAAGAGAAGAAGGAGCAAAUGUGAACAUCAGUUAGCCUGACCUGGGAUCAAGGAGUGCGUGGAUUGACAAAGAAAAGAAAAAGUAAUAGAGAUACCAGGAGAUUUAUUUCCAUUUGAAGUCUAGAGAGACAAGAGAAAAUCAGAGAUCAUAAAACUGAGUAUGUUCUGGCUUUAAAACAAGAAAGAAAUACAAGAAAGAAGACAGAAACUUGACAUCUGAAUGCAUAAUGAAAAAGAAAAAAAUGAAUAGAAAAAAAAAACAAAAAAAAAAAACAUGCACUUAUCUGCCACUAGUGUCCCAUUUGUAAACACACAUAAAUUUAUCUAAACGCAUCUGGCUUCAUUUUCAUCUCAGCAUAAUCAAAAUCUGUUAAAUUCUUGUUCUGUCACAGACUCCUUCGUUUUCAUCUCAGCAUAAUCAAAUCCUUGUUAAAUACUUGUUCUGUCACAGACUCCUUUUCCAAUUAUGCCAUCUUUGCAUAGACAGUUCAAAAAGACUUGCAAUAGAGUUUCUCACAGUAAAAACUUUUCCAUUGCAGCCUCAAUCCAAACAUAUGCAGCAUAUGCAUCAAGGUAAAAUAGACUUGCUUUUUAUACUAACUCUCCAUAUAAAACUUGACUAAAACCCACAUUGAUCACUCCUACAUUGAUUAGUGCUACCUGGUCUCAUAGCAAAAAUGUACCAGGGGCACUUUUUCACGAGACCUGAAAUACGUACCAAUAAGUACAUAUCACUGCAGUUUCCAAAAGAAAUGAACACUACAGGCAGUAAAACUCAGACACCUUUUAUUCCUUUUCACACAAAAUAUGAUUUACAGAGUUUAAUAAAGCGUAAUUUCCGCACAAUUACUUGAAGAAUAUUAUGUUAUGAUGUCAAAAUUUUAAUAUGCUGGGAGAGUUAAAAACUGAUAUUGACUGACUUGAAUGUUAGCAUCACAUAUCCUGCUUCAUAUCUAUGGGUUUUCAUAGCUGGUAGGUUGGUUCGGUAGCUCACCCAGUACGAAUCCCGUGAAACAACGCUUCGACAAAACAGUUCAAAUCUGCACACACGUUAGAUUCAAAUGGCAUGCUUGCAUCAAAUAAUGUGUUUUUAUAUUAGUUUUGCAUUUGUCAACACUAUCAGGUAGGUUUAGGAUUGGGUUUGGUGUAGGUUAUAUUUCCAACAGGAUAGAGCAUUAACUUUUAGCGACAGUCCCGGAUAUUUAAAUUCUGAACAGCCGCAACACGUACCUGAAGCAACUUAAAAACACAGCAACACAUACCUAUAUCAACGUAAUAAAAACGUGCCAGGGUUCACGUAUUGAACCUGAGUUUUAGCGCGACUCAGUGGACAUUUCUCUUUGAAACUGCCGCGAAACGUGCAGCAAGGUGCACAAAAAUGGUGCUGCAGAAAAGUACCCAGAGGUACAUAUUUUUGAGACUGUGUUGGAUUAUUACUUUUUUUAAUUGCCCUUAUUUUGAUAGGACAGUAGCUAGACAGGAAGCAAAGUGGGAGACAGUGAAAGGGGGACGGGAUGGGGAAAGGUCCGUGAGCUGGGACUCGAACUCGAGACGCCCGAAGCGCAACAGCGCUACAUGUCGGCACGCUCCCCACGAGGCCAUCGAUGCCAACACUCUAUUGACAAUUUGAGAGAAGUACUACAUUCGCCACUACUUUAAAAAGGGGUCAAACACUUUAGCAGAAGUCUGUUGGGAAUUGCGCAUCAGGCAUGAUAGACUUAAGAGGGCCUGGAGGUGCCAGACAUCAGCCAGAAAAGAAAGGCAUAGCUCUCUUGCAGGUAACUAGGCACUCUAAGGAGGUUUCCACUUUCCUUGAUGAAUUGUGUGCUCCCAGUACCAGUAGUCUCUGGAAAAAAGACAAGUGCAAUCUGCUAGUGCAAACCUAAAGUAACAGUUAAUCAGCAUCAAAUUACAGGUGGUGGUCUAUUCACACUGCAGUCUAUCUUUUUCUUCUUUGCAACCACAUUUAAUUUUUUCUGCAAGAAAAAGUUGUUCUAAAGCUGUUUGGCAAGAUUUGACAGCAGCAUAUUCCAAGAUACAACUCUUGGAUCCAUCAUACAAGCUGUCAAGUUUGAAUGUCAAACAUAACUAAGAACUACAAUCUACAGAGAAUGAAGGAUGCAAAAUAGGUUGAGAAAGAUUUCUUUCUUUGUAUUUUGGAUAUCACGAAACGCAUUUUUUUCAGCAAAUGUUGCCGCCUUAGCUAAGUCUUGACUAUAUGAUAUGUACAGUGCUGGGGCUCUCUGAAAUUUGAGCCAUGCUUCAUUAAUAUUUUGGCAGACGUUCUCAUUGCAAUAUCUCAGAUUAAACUAUCAUCCACCACGGCUUUGAUUGGGUGGAAGCAAUACUGGGCUUUGGCAUGUAAUCACUGAUCACUGAUAUUGCCAUGCACAGGGGUGACAGAAAUAUAAAGCAAGAACUUUUGCAAGGUACUACAAGUCAGAUUUAGAUCAGGUAAAACAAAGCUGUUUGAAAUCUGGAGACGAAUAUGAUACGUUCUGCCCUUUGGAGAAGCCAUUUCUAAUUUGUAAAUGAGAACCACAUUUCUUUUUUCUUCAUUCUGCUGCACAGCUUAUCUAGAGCCCUGGAGAUACUUACAUAUACUCACACAACUUUUUUAUUAUAAUACCAAAGCAGUGACUUACCUGGUUCGGCGUGAGGGUAACAACAUGGAAUCGAGUUCUGUAUCAAGUUUCAGAUUGACAGAAAACUAAGCUUCCGUUACUUAAACAAAAACUCAUUGGGUGCAAUAUCAUGUUAAAUUCACCUUGUAAAACAACCUCAUUGCCAAAAGUUAAUUAGAGAUCACCUGCUUACUGCUGCUCAGUCUCGUGCCCCAUGGCCUGGAUAUAUGAUAUGAAAAGUGUAGGGGCUUCCUGAAGUUUGAACCAUGCUUCAUUAAUUUUUUGGCAUUGCAUCUCAUGACUGAGCAUCUCACCACUUAACCUAUCUAGGGAGUCGGGACCUGCUGAAAAAGUCAGUGAUAAUGUUAAUGUGCUUUUCAUUACAACUAAAACCAGCAAGUACAUCCAUCCUACAUCAAAUCCAACCACCAAUCCUCACUGAGAGCCAUGAGGAGUUCUGCUAGUGCAGAAUUGUGAAUCCUGACACUCUCACUUUGGCCUUUAAGAGGUUGCUGAGCGGGUGAAGUGACUAUAGUGUUCCGGUGUUCUGGGAAAGGACAAUCCACACAGCUGUGUGCGGGGUAAAUGCAAAACAAACAUGCCUCGCACAUGCUUCCCCUUCAGCUGUCAUGGCUCUUCUUUCAAAGCCCCAUGCUGAAUAGGGCCCGGCCUGCUACCCCAGCCAAAGCAUCAGCCCUCAGCGACUCAGAGUCAAUGCACACCCGUGCUCUCAGGCAGUCUUUUUAAUUAACACCGAGACAUCUGCGGAGAGGGAUUCUGUGACAGAACAGAGCAACAUGGGCUCCGUGUUAGCCUAUCUUUAACUGUUGUGGAACCGGGAGGGGCGUUGAUGAAGCUCAGAUCAACGCUAUCAUUAGUUUGUGUAGUAUCGACACACAUGUGACCCAGGACCACAGUCAUAAGGGUCGAUUACCAUUCAUGUAUGGUUUGGUAGGAUAUGACAAUAUUUGGCCAAGAUACAACUAUUUGAUAAUCUGGAAUCUGAGGAUGCAAAAAAAUCAAUACUAAGAAAAAAAAUCGCCUUUAAAGUUGUCCAAUGAAGUUCUUAGCAAUGCAUAUUACUAAUCAAAAAUUACGUUUUGAUAUAUUUAAGGUAGGAAAGUUACAAAAUAUCUUCAUGGAACAUGAUCUUUACUUAAAGAAAAAUCGAUAAAUUUGACCUAUACAAUGUAUUUUUGGCUACUGCUACAAAUAUACCUGUGCUACUUAAGACUGUUUUUGUGGUCCAGGGUCACAUAUACACUUGCGUACCAAUAAAUGAGCUAAUCUGCACAGAAAACAACUCGUCACAUUUGCUUCUGAUACUCUUCUAUUUCAUUGAAAGGUAAAUCAUCAUAACUAAACACAGAAAACGGUCAUCGAUACGGUUCUGUAGAGAACAGAUUGUACAGUACCCAAAGGAGAUGAUAAUUGUCAGACAGUACCUUGCAGAUGCCUAUGAGUUACAGAGAUUCUUAAGUCUCUGUCCCAUCUCCCGAAACUUAUACUACUGAAGUAGGCAUAUCCAAGUACUAGAAUAAUAUAAUGCUUUGUUUUGUGUGUGGUCGCAUGUACGGUUUUCUUUGGAUUCCUUCCUUGCAUAAAUUACCCUUGGAGCCUUUCUUUUGUAAAAAACUCCUUAUUAGAAAUAUAUUAUUUUAUGUGUGACUGAGGGUUCUUGCUUUUGUUGUAUUGUGGGUUAGGGGAUAAAAUGCAAACAUUUGGGUUUUUGGUAUGUAAAUGAACUUAAAAUAGUUGUGAUGGCUUAAAGCUAAAUGUAUGGCUUUUGGAUCAUUUUUAAUAAUUAUUUACUUUCAGGCUUGUUUUAUGUUCUAUAUAUAUUGUGUGAUGUACAACCGUAAGUUAUUGCACUUACAAUUUUUUUUUUAUUAUUGUUUGAAUUGCUUUGAGAACAUCUGAUUCGAGUGGAAUAUCACUAUAAAAUAUGUGUACUCAAUCAACUAUUAAGUACUUUGAGAACAUGACUGGUAUUGUCAGUGUGCUUGUCAACAAGCUAAAACAACAUUUUGUUUAAACUUGGAACAAAACUUCUUAAAAAACGUUUUUUAGCAAGACACUCUGUUUUGGGACAUUUGACAUACUGUUCAUAACAGCCAUCUUACAUUAAAGACAUACUGAAGACAUGAAGUACCUAUUGGCUAGAGACUGUGCUUUUAACUAGGCUUUCCCUUAAUUGGUUAAAAAGCCUACAUUUAAAAACUGAACCAUUACAGGUGCUGGGUAUUCUACUACGGAUGUUUCAUUUCAUUUGACAUUUUCUGUGUGCUCAUUUUUGUUUGUUUCUCUAAAUCCAGAUGAAUAAAAACUUUUAAAAAAGAACUAAAACUAAAUAUCCCUGUGCAAUAUAUUAGUAAUGAAUGCA
Molecule: messenger RNA, 6435 nt
Organism: Labeo rohita (rohu)
Lineage: Eukaryota; Metazoa; Chordata; Actinopteri; Cypriniformes; Cyprinidae
Gene: alx4a
Product: ALX homeobox 4a
Exons: 4
Coding region: 282-1385 (367 amino acids)
Biological process (GO): regulation of transcription by RNA polymerase II
Molecular function (GO): RNA polymerase II transcription regulatory region sequence-specific DNA binding; DNA-binding transcription activator activity, RNA polymerase II-specific
Source: RefSeq, a predicted model, not a curated record